AUGGAGCCUGUAGUGCUCGUUCUGUUGUUUGUUUUGGUUUCAGGGCUUAAUAAUCUCGUCAUCUGUGAGAGGCCUGCUGUUGUCAACAUUGGUGCUGUUUUAACUUAUGAUUCGUUCAUCGGUGGUGUCGCGAAGGCCGCAAUCGAAGCUGCUGUGGCUGAUGUCAAUUUAAAUAGGAGUGUUCUUGGAGGAACCCGACUGAACCUGAUUAUGGAGAACUCAAAUUGUAGUGUUUUCUUUGGAUCCCUUGGAGCUUUUAGUGUUCUUGAGAAGCAAGCAAUUGCAUUAAUUGGGCCACAAUCCUCUGCAGUAGCUCAUAUGAUCUCAUCCAUAUCUAAUGGACUGCAAAUACCACUCAUAUCCUUUGCUGCCACAGAUCCAACUCUCUCUUCUCUUGAAUUUCCUUUCUUUCUUCGCAUGACACAUAGUGAUUCUUACCAGAUGGCUGCCGUGGCAGAUGUAGUAGAUUACUAUGGGUGGAGACAGGUCAUUGCAAUUUUUGUGGAUGAUGAUUAUGGAAGAAAUGGAAUAUACUAUCUAGAUGAUGAACUUGCAAAGAAAAUGUCAAAGAUUUACAAAAUUGCUCUGCCAGUCAAAGCUACCCGCGUUAAGGUUCUGGAUGUGCUGCAAAAAUCCAGAAUGAUUGGACCACGAGUUUAUGUUGUACAUGUUACUCCAGACUCUGGACUCGAGAUUUUCUCUGCAGCUCGAGAUCUUCAAAUGUUGACGGAAGAAUAUGUGUGGCUGGCAACUGACUGGUUUUCUACCACUCUAGAUACAUCUGAAUCAUUUGGCCGCAACUCGCUUGGUUAUCUACAAGGAGUAGUAGGUUUUCGUCAGUAUGUUCCACAAUCAAAUGAAAAAGAUGCUUUCGCAUCUAGAUGGAAUGUACUGCACAAAGAAGGGUUGGUUUUCAAUCUAAAUACAUAUGGGUUUUAUGCAUAUGAUACAGUCUGGGCAGUUGCUCUUGCCAUCAAUGACUUCCUUAAUGAAUCUGGAAAUAUAACUUUUUCUUCUAACAGUAAGCUUCCAACUUCAAAAGGAAAGAUGCAACUGGGAAAGCUUAAAACCUUUGAUGGUGGUUCCCUGUUACAUAAGAAAUUAUUAAGCUUGAAGUUUACUGGCUUAUCUGGUCCAAUUCAAUUUGAUAGUGAUAACAACCUCAUCAAUAAUAUUUAUGAAAUCAUUAAUGUUAAUGGUUCAAUGGUCCAUACAGUUGGAUACUGGUCUAAUUAUUCAGGUCUCUCCAUUUCUGUACAUGAAAGUUUUCAUGGAAAUGGACAGAGAAAUUUAAGUUUCAAUCAGGUUCUUGGCAGAGUUGUGUGGCCUGGUGGAAAGACAGAAAAGCCACGUGGGUGGGUUGUUGCGAAUAAUGAGAAGCCAAUGAGAAUUGGAGUUCCUUACAGAGCGAGUUAUCUUGAAUUUGUGACAGUAACGAACAAAAGCAAUAUGGUAAACGUCAGUGGCUAUUGCAUUGAUGUAUUCAAGGCCAUAAUUAACAUAAUUCCUUAUGAUGUUUUAUAUCAAUAUGUGCUUUUUGGCAAUGGUCUCUCCAAUCCAAAUUAUGAUGAGCUUGUGAACAUGGUUGCAGAAGAUGUCAUUGAUGCAGCCAUCGGGGAUAUUGCCAUAGUUACAAAUCGGACUAAAAUAGUGGAUUUCACCCAGCCUUAUAUCUCUACUGGCCUUGUAAUACUGGCACCUAUUAAAAGUAUCAAGUCAAAUGCUUGGGUUUUUCUCAGGCCUUUUACUGUUGGAAUGUGGUGCAUGACUGGAGCAUUUUUCUUCUUAAUUGGGGUGGUUAUCUGGCUGCUUGAGCAUCGGGUAAAUAGUGCUUUUCGAGGUCCACCCAAGCGGCAGUGCAUAACUAUGUUCCUGUUUAGUUUCUCAACACCUUUCCAGUCACAGCAAGAAGAUACUUUGAGCACACUUGGGCGAAUUGUGAUGAUGGUGUGGCUAUUUCUGCUGAUGGUGAUAACAUCAAGCUACACUGCAAGCUUGACAUCUUUUCUUACUGUCCAACAGCUUUCAUCUCCAAUAAAAGGGAUUGAUAGCUUGAUAGCUAGUAAUGAGCCUAUUGGUUAUCAAGUAGGAUCUUUUGCUCAGAGCUAUUUGUUAUACGGUCUUAAUGUACACCAAUCGAGGCUUGUUUCUCUUGGUUCUCCUGAAGCUUAUGAAGAAGCACUACGACGUGGACCCCAAAAUGGAGGUGUGGCAGCAAUUGUAGAUGAGCUUCCCUAUGUUGAAAUGUUUCUGUCAAAAAGAAGUGGGUUUGGCAUUGUCGGGCAGCCAUUCACCAGGAGUGGAUGGGGAUUUGCAUUUCCAAGAGAUUCUCCCCUUGUGGUUGACAUGUCAAGUGCUAUACUAAACCUUUCAGAGAAAGGAGAACUCCAGAAACUUCAUAAAAAGUGGUUUUGCAAGACAAAUUGUGUUACUCAGACAAGCAUAAGUUCUGAUCCUAACCAGCUUCAUGUAAGCAGUUUUUGGGGACUAUUUUUGGUUUGUGGGACCGCUACCCUUAUUUCUCUUCUGCUAUUUCUUAUAAGGGCAAUCCGCCAGUUCAUUCAGUUCAACAAGAAGCAAAGAGAUCCUGCAUCUUCUUAUGGACAGUCAAGCAAGGGCUGUUCUCACUCCAUUUAUAGCUUCUUCAGUUUCAUUGAUGAGAAAGAAGAAGUGAUAAAGAAUAUGUUUAAGAAGCAACAGAACUCUUCUCAGCCUCAGAUAUAGCUGAUUGCUGGUACUAUUUGUUUCAUUAUUUUCUGAAUAACAAUCAAUUUGUACUAAUUAACAAGAUAUAGAACAUAGUGCUUGUCUUUAAUGGUAGUCAUGUUGCAAAGUCAUGCCCUCCAUCUGUAUAUGGUGCUAUCAAAAAGCAUAUAAUAUAUCACCUGUUCGGUCA
Molecule: messenger RNA, 2896 nt
Organism: Elaeis guineensis (African oil palm)
Lineage: Eukaryota; Viridiplantae; Streptophyta; Magnoliopsida; Arecales; Arecaceae
Source: RefSeq, a predicted model, not a curated record